AUGGAAUUGAUUCAAGGUGCUGGUCGUGAACAAUUCACACAUAUUAGAAGCUAUGGUGAGGAGUUGUUAAAGUCAAAUCCAAACUCCACUGUUAAAAUUAAGUGUGCUGAUUCAGAUGGUGGUCCUGUCUUUGAAAGAAUAUAUGUAUGCUUAGAAGCUUGUAAGGCAGCGUUUGCAGCGACGUGUAGGCCUCUAAUAGGACUGGAUGCUUGUUUUCUUAAAGGGGACUUUGGACGUCAGUUAAUAGGUAUUGUUGGUAAGGAUGGAAAUAACAAGAUUUGUCCAGUCGCUUAUGCCGUAGUGGAAGCUGAAACGAAAGACUCAUGGAAAUAG
Messenger RNA from Lathyrus sativus (Indian pea), 333 nucleotides. NCBI's taxonomy places the organism in Eukaryota, Viridiplantae, Streptophyta, Magnoliopsida, Fabales, Fabaceae. The record is from the annotation of a GenBank genome assembly.